AUGGAAGAAGAAAAUGUGAUGCCUGAUUGUAGUGAGUUUUCAGACCUGAAGAAUACAGCAGGAAGCGAACUUGAUCUUUUCACUACAUUUUCUGUGAAAACACUUUUUGGAUUUACAAAUAAAUUUGAAUCUACAGCUUCCAAAGAAGAAACAGUGCUUAAAGCAUUUCAACCUUUGCACACCAAUAUAAAUGUUCAGGCUAACACCUGGCAUGAGAGGAAUGAUAAUGACCGUAAUGACGACUCAGAAAAUCAGCACAGCAUGAAUAGUACCAGUGGCCUAGCUGACCCAAUGUCUGGCAGGCAGACUGACCUGGAACUGGAGUUAGCUGAACAGAAUGAAUUGCUUCUUCACCAUUUACAGCUUGUACAGACUUCUUUUUCUGCAUCUGACAGUGAUGACAAGGAUGCCAUUCUCGUACAAGGUACUUUGGUUCAUACAACAAGCGAUACAGAAUCAGACACGGAGAGUAAGGACCUAGACACGGAUGAAAACAAUACAAGUGAAUCUGGGCUAAAUAAUGCUGCUUUGUCUGCUGAGGCUUUGGACGAUAACAAUCAAAAUAAGGAAGAGUCAGAAUCAGAAGGGCACAGCAACACUGAUGGCACUGUGGAUACAGAUGACAUUGCGUUACACCCACCAAUUUCUGAGCAGCUCCCAAAAGAGCUGGAUGGUAUUCUGGAGUAUGACUCCAAUGGAAAAGACAAAAUGUUAAUGGAUGAGCAGUUCAGUCGCUUGCUUGCUGCAGGGGAAUGCCCUCAAGAACUUCCAGAUGAAAAACAAAGACCUUCAGCUGAUAAUACAUCACUCCAAAAACCAGCACUGGCUGAAAAGACUUUCCAGCUGCCUGCUUUCUUUAGUGGACUACGUGUGAGGAAAAAGGGACUAACCACAGAGGAUGGGGAAACUGUUACAGAAAUUAAACCAAGGGAGAAUGAUUUAGCUCUGCUUAAAUUACGACAGCCUGUUAAGAAAUCCAGUAUUACAUCAGGGUUGACCACUAAAAAAAAAUCCGCUGAACCUAAAGCAAGUCCUACUUUCCUGGAACAACUCUCGCACUUGUUAAACAUAGAAGUCUCCAAGAAUGAAGAUAGAACUGAGGACUCUGGUGAGGGAUCUGGAGAGACUGAGGACAGUGAUGAAGCUCAAGAGAACAAAGCCUCUGUCAAAACAGAACCACGAUUUCCCUCUGAGGAAAUAAAAUCAAGCCCUGCUGAAUCUGCACUGGAUGCCUUUAAAGCUUUAUUCACACGCCCUCCCAAAAAAGAAACAACUGCAGAUACUUCAGAGCUGGAAGCCAUAAAACGCAAAAUGAGAAAUGAAAAAGAGUCCUUGAAAGCUGUAUUUGAAAGGUCAAAAUCAAAACCUGGGGAUGGACCAUCAGACAAAUCUCCUGACCUGAGUCCCUCAGAGCAAGAUGACAAGACUCCAGGGAGACUCCAGACUGUCUGGCCACCACCAAAAGCAAAGCACGAAGAAGUAAAAGUAGGAUUAAAGUACACAGAAGCAG
Molecule: messenger RNA, 1510 nt
Organism: Pterocles gutturalis (yellow-throated sandgrouse)
Lineage: Eukaryota; Metazoa; Chordata; Aves; Pterocliformes; Pteroclidae
Product: formin-like
Exons: 2
Biological process (GO): actin nucleation
Cellular component (GO): actin filament
Molecular function (GO): microtubule binding
Source: RefSeq, a predicted model, not a curated record